Trichoderma harzianum CBS 226.95 is the source of this 1302-nucleotide messenger RNA. RefSeq lists its product as hypothetical. The coding region runs from base 171 to 860 and encodes 229 amino acids. The transcript is spliced from 3 exons. The record is from RefSeq and is a predicted model, not a curated record. Lineage: Eukaryota; Fungi; Ascomycota; Sordariomycetes; Hypocreales; Hypocreaceae.
GCCAUUUUCAUAAUUCAGAUUCAUAGUCUGCCUCUUUUCAGGUCUCAUCGCACAAUACCCGAUCCACCACAUCACAACUCAGCUGUUGGAUAGAAACACACAUCUCUCAUAUAAACAGUCCAAAGCGAAUCCCCUCAUUAAAAACCCCCCCUCCCCCAAGAAACAAUACAAUGGCAGAGCCUCAGGAACCAUAUCCAGGCGCAGACCGCAUCCGCUCACUAACAGACCAAGACGCAAUCUUCAACGCCUUUGACGCCUAUCCCUGGACCAAAGACUCUGCCUUUCUCUCCGGUCUCCGCGCCAUCCUCGGCACCCCAAACUCCUCCAACCCACAAGGCUCCCUCCGCGACAUCGCCACCCACGCCCGCAUCUUCUACUACGCCCAGCGCAUCGGCGUCCAGAUCGACUUUUCCGCCUACCACGCCUGGCUCGCCCAGAACCCGGACCAUCAACCCCCGCACAUCAUCCCCGAGGAGUACGAACAGCAACCGUCGUCCUCAUCUCCAUCUUCUGCUACUCCCUGGCAGCAGGCUGCCCCCAAAGCAGAUCUUUAUGUCGAUCGUAGCGCCCAGUCUCACUCCGGCGAGGGGGAACCGUCUUACCCCCUUGGUUUCGCCGAGAUGAUCAAGCUCCUCCAGGAGGGCAAGCCGAUUCCUGGCAUUAGACAGAUUCCCAACACCAUUGAACGGGAUCCUACGGUGAAGCCUGUUGGAUCACGGCCCGUUCCCAGAAAGCCUUGGGAGAAGGAGGCAUCUACAAAUGUCGAGGCGGGUGCCGGCGGUGUUGAGAACACACUUGAUCUCGAGUUCCCCCCGGUGGAGCAACAGAACGCAGCGGCAGCCACAACAGGAUCUUCAUGAUGCCGGCAGUGUCAUGGCUGCCCGAUGGUGAUGGAGAGAAACUAUCCAUAUGGCCCUCACUAUUGAAAUGCAUUCAUGGCAUCUACUGGCGGAUGCAGAUGGCCCGCGCUCCUGUUCACGUGUGACAGUUGGAUGCCAAGCUGAACAUAUCUGGUCACGAAUUAAUAAACAUACCCCCUUCAACCUGAAAUUCUGUCUCGAUUAAGCGGCCUAGCAUCAUUAUUCGAAAUUACGACCCCUUGUGCUUGAAGCACGCGGAAGCCGCAGUCAAAACAAAAAAAAGAGAAAUCCUGUAAUAAAGAGCGUCGCAACUAUUAACACAAUUAAGACUUUUUUCGUAUAACAUCCCUCCGUUGUCUCCGCCGCGCAAAACAAAAUGCAGUUUCCAUCAACGUGAUACACUCUCACUUGCUUCCCUUUUCUGCAAUUAAAAAUGUUAUAA